Hippocampus comes (tiger tail seahorse) is the source of this 2746-nucleotide messenger RNA. It is a transcript of the gene ajuba, whose product is annotated as ajuba LIM protein. The record is from RefSeq and is a predicted model, not a curated record. Bases 660 to 2582 code for a protein of 640 amino acids. Gene Ontology annotation, molecular function: transcription corepressor activity. The transcript has 8 exons. Gene Ontology annotation, cellular component: adherens junction; transcription regulator complex; P-body. Gene Ontology annotation, biological process: negative regulation of hippo signaling; regulation of DNA-templated transcription; response to hypoxia. Lineage: Eukaryota; Metazoa; Chordata; Actinopteri; Syngnathiformes; Syngnathidae.
GCUAUAAAAAAAGAGGGGGAGGUAAAUCAUUAUUUAAGGGAAGAAAGAAAGAAAGAAAGAAACUUGUCCACCGUGCAAUGCACUCUGGGAGGGAUUUCAUUUAUACCGAGAAGGUCUUUUGAGACGGAAACGAGUCGGUAGAACAGAGUUGCCCUUGUCUUUCUGAACUUCUCCACAACCGGACGGGGUCGAGCACCGCAUACGUUUUCUUGUGGACUACGAGCGAGUUUUUGUUGUUGUUUUUAUUUCCCGAGAUGAAUGGCAGGAGACGGGUGAGUCGUGCACAGGCGGAUCUGUUGUCUUGAGUAUCAUUUUUUUUGCAGCCAAUGAAAGAAGUCAAACUUCCCCAUCACACUGAGCCAAAAGUAGAACUUAGCAAAACUUGGGGACGAUGCAGAUGUGGAGCCACGCGAGGGGCCACAAAGGAGGCCCUCCACCGCUAGAAGCGUCCUGGAUGUGUGCUGGCACUGACUAGUCCAAUGGGGCGCCUGUAGGUUGUCCGCCUGAUGGCAAAAUAGUAAGGAUUAAGUCAUGUCUUGAGUCCUCCCACUGACCCCUCUGGUCUUAUUUAUCUAGCUAUUUAUUUUCUGCAGUAUAUCAGUUGUCAUUUUUGAGCUGCAUCUGACGGUGUAGGAACAGUCAGGAAAGCGUUUUACGUCAUGGAUCGGCCAAUAAGUAAGUUGUUGGAGAAGCUGAAGCUCACAGAUUCAGGCAGCGUCAAGUUCAACAGCUCCAAGAAAAAAACAGACGUGGUCGGGAACGCCAACAACAGCAAUGGGAACAGCAGCACCGGCGGCGGUCCCGGUUUGGCAAUGCCCCCCUCACAGCUUCCGCAGCCGUCGUCUGUACAGCCGGAUGGAGAACAAGCGCCUCACGCUUCCACCUUGGCCCCGCUGAGGCGUCGCUCCCCCCAGCAAAGGGCCUCGUGUUACCUGGGCGAAGGCCUGGAUUCCCACCUGCGGCGAGAGUCUGGCCCAGGCCCCGAAUGUGAGGCUCCGGGUCACAAGGCGUCCCUGAACCAGCGCCGCUACUCCCUGGAGCUCCAGCAGCUGGUCCGAAGGCAGCAGCUCCUCUCCCAACCGCCGCCGCCUCCAUACCCCACCGCUGUCGGUUACGGGUCAGCUCCCAGAGGCACGGCCGAGACGGGCUACCUUUCGGAACCGGAGAGACACAAGCGGCUUUCCCUCCAGGAGGCUUUGUUCUACAAACGCCUGAGCACAGGGAGCGAACUGUGGGAGAGCCCGAGACCCGCAUCCUUGUCUCAUCCACCGCACCGUCUGGCCGACGGUUUCUUCUACCCCCCGGGGCCCGCCCUGAGCCCGUGUUCGUCCUUCAGCCUCCAGGAGUCUGUGCUGGUCAGCCCUCGGUCCAGUUUCGCCUCGAGCACGGCCAGCGGGGGAGGAGGAGGCGGAGGGGGUGGCAGCCCCAUGGGGAGCCGCUGCAGCAGCAACCGAACCAGCGGAAUCAGCCUGGGCUACGACUCCCGGUAUUCCAUCCCGCCGCAACAGCAGUCUCCGUCUUUGCAGACGGGACCCAUGUAUGGGAGGACCCCCGCCGAGGCCUGGACUCAAUACCUCGGCGGCGGGAUGCGUCAAGGCGCCUACGACAGCCGGCACUCGUACCCGCCGGCGGUGGGAAGUCCUGCCGCGGCAUGCUACCAGGCGGGCCCCGAGUGGUGGGACGAGCAAAAGUCGGGAGCGAGGGGCAAAGAAGGGGGUGUCGCGCUCGGCGAGAAGAGCCGCCACUCUGACUUGCCCGGGAUGCGCUACCAAGAAGAGCUGACCCGGCUUCUCCUGAGAGACGCGGCACUUGAAGGCAGUGGUCUCUUGGAGGGCCUCAUGCUAAAAGAACAGUCCUUGGCGCUGACGGCUAUGACCAAACCCGGCGCGGCGCUGGGAUCGUCGUCGGCCACCAAGGCUCAGGAGGAUCUCGGGGCUCCCGCCGGACGAGACGCUGCCGAGAACCGUCAGGAAUUCUUUGGGACCUGCAUCAAGUGCGGAAAAGGCGUGUACGGAGCAGACAAUGCCUGCCAGGCUCUGGACAGCCUUUAUCACACGCGCUGUUUCACCUGCGUGUCCUGUGGACGUGCCUUGAGAAACAAGGACUUCUACAACGUGAACGGCUCGGUGUACUGCAAAGAAGAUUACAUGUUUUCGGGAUUCCAGGCCGCUGCCGAGAAGUGCAGCGUGUGCGGCCACCUCAUUCUGGAACAGAUCCUGCAGGCGCUGGGCAACUCGUACCACCCCGGCUGCUUCCGCUGCGUGGUGUGCGCCAAGGCCUUGGACGGGGUGCCGUUCACCGUGGACCAGCACAGCAACAUCUACUGCGUGGCCGACUACAACAAGACUUUUGCCCCAAAGUGCGCUGCCUGUUUGCAGCCCAUCUUGCCUACUGAGGGCAGCGAGGAGAUCCUCAGGGUUGUGUCCAUGAACAAGGACUACCAUUUUGAGUGUUACCACUGUGAGGAGUGUGGCAAGCAGCUCUCCGAUAAGCCCGGCUCGCAGUGCUUCCCGCUGGACUCUCAUCUGCUCUGCCACCCGUGUCACAUGAGCCGAGUGUGCAGCGCCGCCACGCAAAACUGAGGAAGCCCUCCCCUUUGCGUGCUUCGGUUUUAUUGACUCUCAACAUGUAACUGCUGAUUUUAAGACAUUCCCGCGGCUCCUUUUUGACUUGCGCCCGCCCUCCCCUUUGACUCCACUGUACCUGCUGUUGUUCUACUUUUUACUGUAUGGUCACAAAAAAAAAA